AGCAUUAUUAUCGCUCAAAACCUAUCCGAUUUUCUUAAAUCAUUUUCUCAAAAAAACAACAACCAAUAAAAUAUUAAACCAUUGGCAAAUGAGGAAAGUUUCUUAUAGGAGAGAUACCAUUUCUCAUUUCUUUAUAUUUUUACAUUUUCAAUUAUUUAAUCUCUAGAAACUUUAUUAUAUACUGACACUAAAAUGGUUUAAGGGUAUUUUCAUUCAAAUAAUAUAGAAAGAGUAUUUUUUGUUACAUUUCAAAAUAUUAUGUUUAUAAUUUACAAAUCUAUAAAAUAUUAACACAUCAAGGAUUUGGUGUUGUAGACACAUAAAUAGUGGUAGCAUAGUAGUAAAAAAAGAAUUUAGGAUAAAAUACAUAUUCGUUGAUUCUAGAUUUCAUUUCUGUUUAAAACUAAAUUCCAUUUGAUUAGUCAUACAAAAUUAAACUUUAGUUACCUAAUAAAGAAAAGCAUAUUCAAAUUUCUAGUCGAUUUGGACCUUUAGAGAAAUAGUUGGGUCUCGGUCAUACCUUUUAACUUUGUUUGACUCAUUUAAAAAAACAAGUUUGAAUUACUAGUCGGUUUCGACUUUUAGAGAAUUACUUGGGUUUCGGCCCAUACUAUUUCGAAACUUUGCUUGUCUCAUUUAGAAAAACAAGUUAGAAUUCUUAGUCGGCUGGAUCUUGGCCCAGACAUCUACAAGUAUAUAAAAAAUUCAUAUCUAGGUUUAAGAAAAAAAGACAUUAGAUUUAAGAGUCAAAAGAAUCAAACAGUGAGAGGCGGAGUUGAAAACAAUGAUGAAAAGGGUCAAGAGGUCUAAGAAACGAGACGAAAGGAAUGUAAAGGAUCCGUUUAAGAAGCUUCCUAAUGACCUGAACGUAGAGAUUCUCAUGAAAAUGCCGCCGAGAUCCAUAGCCAGGCUCCGUUUCGCUUCUAAACACUUGUCAUCGAUAAUCCUUGACAAAGAGUUCACCAAGUUGUACAUGACUCGAUCUUCGACUCAGCCGCGUCAUCUUAUCUCAGUACACCGUGGCGGCAGCAACAUGCAGAUGCAGGGCUUUCACUCCUUGUCUCAAGACCAUGCGUCGUUUUCGAACCAUGACAAGGUUAGCUAUAAACUAGAUCCGAAUCUACCGUAUGAAUUUACUCCACCUGUUCGCGGCUUGAUCUGCGGUCGGAAGGGUACCAAGAUGAUUGUCGGAAACCCUAGCACGGGUCAGUUCGUAUCGUUACCUAAAGUCAAAACAAGGAGGCAAGAAAUAUUAUCUGUUUUUGGAUAUGAUCCAGUUAAUGAUGUGUACAAAGUGUUGUGCAUGACGGUGGUAACUAAACGUAGUAACAUGUCUCGUGGUGGUGGUGAUGUUGUGCCAUGGGAGGAUAUUAUGUCGGAGGAGCAUCAGGUGAUCACUGUAGGAGCUAAACAAAAAUGGAGAAUGGUCGAGUGUAAGCAUCCACAUCGUCAUUAUUCUGGACAUCAAGGGAUAUGCAGGGAUGGGGUUAUGUAUUAUUUAGCGUCUUACAAACAAAAACGAUCUCUAAUGAGCUUUGAUCUGAGUUCUGAAGACUUUAAUGUUACUAAGCUACCUGAGGAUCAGAUGCUUCAACAGUAUGGUUCUCUGACGAAUCACACUGGAAAGAUAACCAUAUCAAGUCAUGCAUAUAACAGCAACCUUGACCUAUGGGUUCUGGAAGAUGCCAACAAAGAAGUAUGGACAAAAGUUGCUGCUGUGAUUCCUCCUGUCUCAGAUUUACUUGGAUGGUUGCAUACGAUCCUGUUCAGGUUCUGGGGUAUACUUCGUACUGGGGAGAUGAUAUUCGCACCGCUUUUAUCCCGUAACCCUUUCUUUUUUAUUUGUUACGAUCCCAAGGACAAAAAGGUCAGAGAAAUUGCGAUUAAUGGAAUUGGAGAUGACUCUGAUACUAUCCAAGUAUUUUUCGAUCAUGUAGAGAGUUGUAUGAUUCUGUGAAAGGUAUGUUAAUCAUUAUUACUGUAAUUGUGAUAAAACAAUGUAUUCAGUCUUUUCGUCAAUUACUUUGGAUAUGCUUGUGGAUUA
This is a messenger RNA of Brassica napus (rape), 2044 nucleotides long. RefSeq names its product F-box/kelch-repeat protein At3g04660-like. Gene Ontology annotation, molecular function: protein binding. The coding region runs from base 785 to 1957 and encodes 390 amino acids. The transcript has a single exon. The record is from RefSeq and is a predicted model, not a curated record. Lineage: Eukaryota; Viridiplantae; Streptophyta; Magnoliopsida; Brassicales; Brassicaceae.